Mycetomoellerius zeteki is the source of this 2710-nucleotide messenger RNA. RefSeq names its product mucin-2. The coding region runs from base 5 to 2563 and encodes 852 amino acids. The transcript is spliced from 6 exons. NCBI's taxonomy places the organism in Eukaryota, Metazoa, Arthropoda, Insecta, Hymenoptera, Formicidae. The record is from RefSeq and is a predicted model, not a curated record.
AUCGAUGAUAACAUUGAAAGUAUAUCCGGAUAUCUCAAAGUAUCGCGACAGUUAUUGGUUCGACGUAUCUGACAACACAUCAAAGAUGGCAAAGCAAGAUCGCCCUUUUGUAAUCAUCACUUUAGUAGUUGUAUUCACUAUUCUAUACUCAGGAAGUGCGUUGAAAUGUUAUCAAUGCAACUCGCAAGAAAACGAGGAUUGUGCAAAGGGACCACUGUUAGAUACAAUGAUUGUAGAAUGUGGAUCAACGCCAUCCACUAUUAGUACAUCGACUACCCCCACGACUUCGACUACUCCGACGACUUCCACGACUCCGACUACCCCCACGACUCCGACUACUCCGACGACCCCGACGACUCCCACGACUCCCACGACUCCGACUACUCCCACGACUCCGACUACCCCCACGACUUCGACUACUUCAACGACCUCGACGACUUCCACGACUCCGACUACCUCCACGAUUUCGACUACUCCGACGACCUCGACUACUCCGACUCCGACUAACUCCACGACUUCGACUACUCCGACUCCGACUACCUCCACGACUUCAACUACUCCGACGACCCCGACGACUCCCAUGACUCCUACUACUCCCACGACUUCAACUACUCCGACGACCCCGACGGCUCCCAUGACUCCUACUACUCCCACGACUUCAACUACUCCGACGACCCCGACGGCUCCCAUGACUCCUACUACUCCCACGACUUCAACUACUCCGACGACCCCGACGGCUCCCAUGACUCCUACUACUCCCACGACUUCAACUACUCCGACGACCCCGACGGCUCCCAUGACUCCUACUACUCCCACGACUUCAACUACUCCGACGACCCCGACGGCUCCCAUGACUCCUACUACUCCCACGACUUCAACUACUCCGACGACCCCGACGGCUCCCAUGACUCCUACUACUCCCACGACUUCAACUACUCCGACGACCCCGACGGCUCCCAUGACUCCUACUACUCCCACGACUUCAACUACUCCGACGACCCCGACGGCUCCCAUGACUCCUACUACUCCCACGACUUCAACUACUCCGACGACCCCGACGGCUCCCAUGACUCCUACUACUCCCACGACUUCAACUACUCCGACGACCCCGACGGCUCCCAUGACUCCUACUACUCCCACGACUUCAACUACUCCGACGACCCCGACGGCUCCCAUGACUCCUACUACUCCCACGACUUCAACUACUCCGACGACCCCGACGGCUCCCAUGACUCCUACUACUCCCACGACUUCAACUACUCCGACGACCCCGACGGCUCCCAUGACUCCUACUACUCCCACGACUUCAACUACUCCGACGACCCCGACGGCUCCCAUGACUCCUACUACUCCCACGACUUCAACUACUCCGACGACCCCGACGGCUCCCAUGACUCCUACUACUCCCACGACUUCAACUACUCCGACGACCCCGACGGCUCCCAUGACUCCUACUACUCCCACGACUUCAACUACUCCGACGACCCCGACGGCUCCCAUGACUCCUACUACUCCCACGACUUCAACUACUCCGACGACCCCGACGGCUCCCAUGACUCCUACUACUCCCACGACUUCAACUACUCCGACGACCCCGACGGCUCCCAUGACUCCUACUACUCCCACGACUUCAACUACUCCGACGACCCCAACUACUCCGACUACCCCCACGACUCUGACUACUCCGACGACUCCCACGACUUCUACUACCCCCAUGACUCCGACUACUCCGACGACUCCCACGACUCCGACNNCCCCGACUACUCCGAUUACCCCCACGACUCCGACUACUCUGACGACUCCCACGACUCCGACUUCCCCCACGACUCCGACUACUCCCACGACCCCGACGACUCCCACGACUCCGACUACCCCCACGACUCCGACUACUCCAACGACUCCCACGACUCCGACUACCCCCACAACUCCGACGACUCCCACGACUCCGACUACCCCCACGACCCCGACUACUCCAACGACUCCGACGACUCCCACGACUCCGACUACCCCCACGACUCCGACGACUCCGAUUACCUCGACGACUCCUAGCCCGACGACACCGACAACCCCAACGACUGCUUUAUCUCCGUGUACUAGUAUGUCGAUGACUACUCGGAUUCCCCCGUUAACAGAUACAUCAACAACCCCCAUUUCAUCGAUAGAUACAUCGAAGAUCACACCGAUCUCAUCGACUGAUGCAUCGAUGACUAGCUCGAUCUUGUCGACCGAUAUAUCGGAAACCAUCCCGAUUUCUUCAGAAGAUCGGCAUGGUAAAAUUACGUAUAGUAGACUACGAAGAGGCAUUCUUCCUUAUGUUCAACAAAAUACAUAUGCAGAAGGAUGGAAUUGUGCUAUAAUUAAACAUCAUUACGACACUGAAGUCAUUGAACGUACUUGCAUUCCUUCCAAUUAUACAUGCGCUGAUAGUUCAGAAUGUGAAAUUGAGAAAAAAUGCGAUACAGAUGAGUGCAAUAAUGCUAAUGUGAUAUCAGUUAAUACGGUAACUUUAGUAUGGCUUAUGCUAUCAUGGAUGACUAUGUUCAUCCUUACUGGUUCCUAUUAAUUUUUAAACUUAAAGCGUUAUAAUGCCAUUGUAUCGUGAAAUGUUUUAAAACUAAAAAUCUUCAAGCAAGAAUCUAGGAUUAGGAGCUAAUGUAAAUACACUUAUCUAAUAAAUUUUAUUAAGUCAAGCGUUAUACAUCGAGCAAAG